CCAGGCUCAAGAUCAAUUAAAAAAAAAAAAAAUCCUAUAUCCCGCCGUCACUGCUUUACUAUACUCCGUUCAAUUUACUGUCGGCCUCCACGGAACUGCAUCUGUAUACGUAGUGAGUUGUAUUAUCACACUAUUAAUUGUUUGAUUCCACUCGCGGCGUAUACUCUUUCGAUUAUCACACAUGUAUUUUAUUUACAUACAAUAAUAAUAUUCCUUUGCUAAUUAUUACUUUUUUUGUUUGUACAUUUUGGUAUUGUUUAAAAACUACGCAAAGCUGCGAUAUUUUUAUGACUCUAUAUGCACGGCGGCGACACCAAGCGGUAUAUUCUUAGCGUAAACGCAGUUAUAUGUUAUAAGUGUAUACUUAUUACUUAUUAGUUAAGUCUAUAAUCAGUAUAACCACUAAUCAGCAUUUAUAAUUUAUAUUAUUAUGAGGUUGGCACUUGGCGUACGUGCGUGUUCAUCGCUCGUUUCUCCAACUCGCAAUAUGUACUCUCCUAUUGUUAUUAUUCUAUAAAUAAAUGGAUUCCCAAUAACGGGCUCUUAAUUCUUAGAAUAAUUAAUAUUGUUUGUGUUUAUAUUUUUUGUGCCGCUGUGUUGUGACUUGUCGCACUAUCCGAUCAACGUACUAUCGUAGUCGCAAACUCGCAUAUACCUCGCGUUCCAUAAUAUUGUUACUUAUUUUAGUCGACGCAUACCUGCUGUAAUAACUUUAAUUUUUAACAUUACAAAAUACAAAUUGUUUUCAGCUAUAGUGUUGUACCUAUAUUGUUAUUGUUAAAUUGUGUUGUGAUUCAACUUGAUCGAGAUCUAUAAGUUUAAUAAACCAGUAUAAAAUGUGGACCAUAGUUAGUUUUGAUGAUGAAGAUGCUGUAGAAGCUGUUCCUGCUCACUGGAUGAAAAAUAACAUGUGCGCCUGGCCAAAAAAAGAUAUAAAAAAACAUAUACAACGUAGGACUAUUCCAAAUAAAUUUGAUUUUAAUUAUUUUAAAUCAAGAAUUUUGAAAAAAGGCAUUGGAACAUUACAUGAAGCUCGAGAAAUAAAUAAACUAGCAGAGGAGACAAGUGACCUAUCUAAUAUUGAAAACACUAAAAGGAAAAAAAAGACUACAAUGAAAAAUGUAGAACCUCCUCAGUAUAUUGAAAAAUUACAAUUACAUAAAAAUAAACAAAAUGAUGAUUUAGUUUCUAGGGAGGUAGAUUUUGGUAGGUCAAUAACAUUGGAGACUUCACUCGAAAAGCAGAAAACAGUUACAAGUUAUGAUUUUAACCAAGAUUUAGAUUAUAACUAUAAAGAGAUUAGUACAAUAAAGAAUUGUAAGACACAAUCAUUAAAAUCCAAACUAAAUAUGCCUGGUUCUAGAUUUUCAAAUGAAGGUCGUAAUAAUCAUCAGAUGUCCGAUUGCUCUCCUUCAAAAGUAAAAAGAACUCUUUUUAAACCAAUAAGUACAUCAAUUCAAGAGAAUAAGUCUUCAUCAACAACUCCAGAAAGUAAUCAUGAAAUAUCAUCCAUCGUAAAUACAUCAUCUUCUCCAUUUAAGGUCACAUCACAAGACAACUAUCAAUCAUUAAUUCCUGAUGUGCAUGAAGAAAUACUGUUAUCAGAUCAUAAUACCAAACAGUUAUCAAAUCUUGGCCAUAGACCAUCUACAUCAACUCAAGAAAAUUGUAAUUAUGAUUUCGAAAUUAAAAACAUGACGCCUAAGCCAUAUUCAUCUACAAAAUUCAAUAAUUAUAUUAUUAAAGAUCACAAAAGGAUGAAUGUUUCACCGCAGAGUAAUUUAGCCAUCACACCAAGAGGCACCAAUUCAUCUGGCCAACAUUCUGAUAUUUUGAACAGGAUCUUAAAUGUGGUAUUAAAGAUUAGGUAUGAUGUACAGUCCAUUCAACAGAAGCAGAUGGAAAUGGAACAGACUCUAACAGAUGCAAUAAAUCAAGUUAAUGAGACCAAAGGCUCAUCCAAUCACCAAAAUAUAUCAACAGAAGGAGAAGACUUUUAUUUAAUGAUUCCGAUAAUGGACGAAGAACAAUUAUUUAUAUUUGAAGAAAAACUUUUGGAAAAGUCUUAUAAAUUAUGUGUUGUAAAUGAGCUCAAACGUCUUCAAAAAAAAAAACUUAAUUCUACGGUACGAGGCUUACUAAAAGCACUUUUCAGUGACGAUGUCUUAAAAGAAUACAGUUAUGUUGGGCAAAAAAAAAAGAAAAUAUUCUGUUCAUUAAGAUCAUGUGCAAUAGUUUUUGAAACAAUAAGAAAAAUGAAAAACUUCCAAAGUUCAACUAAUGCAACUAUUGAAGACCCAAUUAAAAAAUACAUUGCUGGUGCUGGUUUUAGAAAAUCUUCUAAAAAUAUAGAUUAACCAAAAAUUUAAAAUUUCAACUAUUAUUCUAUUAAAACAAACAUUUUAAAGAUAUA
Myzus persicae (green peach aphid) is the source of this 2413-nucleotide messenger RNA. RefSeq lists its product as uncharacterized. The record is from RefSeq and is a predicted model, not a curated record. The transcript has 11 exons. NCBI's taxonomy places the organism in Eukaryota, Metazoa, Arthropoda, Insecta, Hemiptera, Aphididae. The coding region runs from base 837 to 2357 and encodes 506 amino acids.